AUGGCUGCUCUCAAAACUCGCCUUGGCUUCACAAAUACGACCUCGUACAUUCUAUUCUGCAUUUUCGGUGGCAUCCUAUUCCUCUUCUCAACUCUUCAACUUCCCUACAUCAACAUCGACGGUGUAUUCUGCGCAAAAGGAAAUCCGUGGUCUGUUCCUGGAGAAUGUUAUGUUUUCCAGAAACCAGGCCUUAUGCGGUCUGGCAUACUGUUACACCUGGUGACGUUCUUACCCGCGGGUGCUCUGGUGUGUUUCCAAUUCAUACCGGCUCUUCGAAGACCGAAGUAUAUCAAGUUUCACCGAUUGAAUGGAUAUGUCGUUCUGGUACUUUCGGCAUUGGGAACAGUGGCAGCAUUGAUCAUUGAGAGUGAAGCCAUGGGAGGGAUAUUGUCGAAUAGGAUAGGAACGUGGACUCUUGCGACGCUGGUUACUACCGCAGCGGUGAAGGGCUAUGUCAGUAUCAAGUACAGAGAGAUCGAGAAGCACCGUGCUUGGAUGCUGAGGGCCUGGUUUUGGGCAACAUCAAUCAUCACCAUGAGAUUCAUUCUGGUAUCACUAGCUCACGUUAUAGGCCACCCUUCUAGGUCGACUACCAUGAGCAUGCCAUGCACAGUUAUCGAGUAUCUACACGAAAGCUUCCCUGGAACGAGGCAGAACCCAUAUCCAAGUUGUGCAGCAUACAUCUCAGGCGAGAACCCGCUGCAAGAAGCGCUUGUGACGACAAAUUGGGAUUUGAAUGACUUGCCUGGUAUCACGGCUGCUCUGAGAGUUGGCUAUGCUGUCGGAGGCUGGCUAGGUUUUCUCAUUAAUGCUACUGGGAUAGAAAUCUAUAUAUGGAAGACUGCACCUCCCCAAAAACUCAAAGUUUGA
Fusarium fujikuroi IMI 58289 is the source of this 870-nucleotide messenger RNA. RefSeq lists its product as uncharacterized. The transcript has 3 exons. The record is from RefSeq and is a predicted model, not a curated record. NCBI's taxonomy places the organism in Eukaryota, Fungi, Ascomycota, Sordariomycetes, Hypocreales, Nectriaceae. Bases 1 to 870 code for a protein of 289 amino acids.